CAGAGUAUAAGAAUGGACAGAAGAACAACGGGAGCAGGCUCGUUCUCGAGCGAUGUUUUUCUAAUACUCUCUAGCACAUUCUCUAUCGUCGAACUCGAGCGAGUCCAAUCUGUUCUCAGUGGUGAAAGCAUCAAAGUCCGAGCUCAAUCAUCCCCUCCAACAUGGCCGAGAAAGCCACCCCUGCUUCAGCUCCAGUUCCCACAUACGAGAACUUGCAAGAGACCAACCAACCGAGCAUCAACCAUCCACCUCCAGCAUAUGCGCAGCCCCCGAUGGAAACGAUCACUCCUCCACCUCAGCCCCACGAGCCCUCGUCGCAGAACUUCUACGCGGGGACGCAGACACACCACACGAGCGGUUACAAUAAUGCGACACCCCUACAUGCGCUUCAACGUGGCCCAGCGCCCGUGGACUGUCCAAGUUGCGGCAGCCGUGAGAUGACGCGAGUGGUAGCGGAGGCGGGCAAUACUACACAUGCAUGGGCCGCAGUGACUUGCAUCUGCUGCUGCUUGGGCUGCAUUCCCUAUCUGAUGUCGUCGCUCAAGGAUGUGCACCACUACUGUGGAAAAUGUGGUGCAUUGCUGGCGACCUGGCACAACAGCGGACGAACGGACGUGCAUCAACACAACUGAGUGCGCUAAGAUUGACGAUGGAGUGGUUUAUGUUUGGGGAUGAUUAUUGCUUGUUUUGGUGUGCCUGAAUGUUGAUAUACCCCGAGAAAUGCUCACAGAAGCGAGGCCAUGUUGUUUCCGGCCUGCUUGCUUGUUCCCUGCGACGAUUGUGCUGCCCUUUGUAUAACUUAUUGCCCUGACAUG
Messenger RNA from Aspergillus aculeatinus CBS 121060, 815 nucleotides. Its product is annotated as LITAF-like zinc ribbon domain-containing protein. The record is from RefSeq and is a predicted model, not a curated record. NCBI's taxonomy places the organism in Eukaryota, Fungi, Ascomycota, Eurotiomycetes, Eurotiales, Aspergillaceae. The transcript is spliced from 3 exons. Gene Ontology annotation, molecular function: zinc ion binding. Bases 162 to 632 code for a protein of 156 amino acids.